Messenger RNA from Cornus florida, 1203 nucleotides. RefSeq names its product receptor kinase-like protein Xa21. Gene Ontology annotation, molecular function: ATP binding; protein kinase activity; protein binding. The transcript has 3 exons. Bases 1 to 1203 code for a protein of 400 amino acids. The record is from RefSeq and is a predicted model, not a curated record. Gene Ontology annotation, biological process: protein phosphorylation. NCBI's taxonomy places the organism in Eukaryota, Viridiplantae, Streptophyta, Magnoliopsida, Cornales, Cornaceae.
AUGAGCAACUUAAUAAGUUUGGAAUUUUUGGAUCUAUCUGGUAACAAUCUGUCCGGAGACAUUCCCAAGUCCUUAGAAAAACUCAGAUAUCUUCAAUAUUUGAAUGUGUCCUUCAAUAGAUUGCAAGGAGAAAUUCCUACAGGAGGUUGUUUCAAUAACUUUACAGCUCAGUCAUUUAUGUAUAAUGAUGUACUCUGUGGUGUAUCUAGACUACAAGUCCCGCUUUGCAAAACCAACGCGCUCCAACGAUCAAAGUCAAAAAUUGUGCCUAUAUUGAAAUACAUUUUACCCACUAUAGUAGCAUCAACAAUCCUUGUGCUGGCCCUUCUAUAUGUGUUGAUAAGGCGCGAGAAAGAUAAUUCCAGAUUACUUAACCAAGUUGAUUCAAUGCCUCUUGCAUGGAGAAGGAUUUCAUACCAUCAGCUUCUGCAAACAAGAAAUUCAUUUAAUGAAACGAACCUACUUGGUAAGGGGAGUUUUGGUUCUAUUUAUGGUGGAACACUUUCAGAUGGGACAAAUAUUGCAGUAAAGGUUUUUAAUUUGCAAUCAGAAGCAGUAUUCAGGAGUUUUGAUGUCGAAUGUGAGGUAAUGCGUAAUAUUCACCAUCGAAACCUUACUCAAUCAUCCACAGCUGCACGAACAUGGAUUUCAAAGCCUUGCCUUGGAAUAUCUACAUCAUGGUCUUUCAACUCCCAUUCUUCACACUAUGAUUUGAAGCCUAGCAAUGUCCUGCUCGAUGAAAAUAUGAUUGCGCAUAUUGCUGAUUUCGGUAUUGCCAAACUCUUGGGUGAUGGGGAUUUUAUGGCACAAACCAGGACUUUGGCAACAAUUGGUUAUAUGGCACCAGAGUAUGGGACUGAAGGAAUAGUAUCUACAAAAGGCAAUGUCUACAAUUAUGGUAUCAUGUUGAUGGAAGUAUUCACAAGGAAAAAACCAACAGAUGACAUGUUUGCUGGAGAGAUGAGCUUGAAGCAUUGGGUGAAGGAAGCAUUAGAUGAUUCUCCAUUCACAGUUUUGGACGCCAAUUUGAUAGGAAGAGAGGACAAACAUUACCUUGUGAAGGAGCAAUGUAUAUCAUCAGUCUUGAGUUUGGCCACGGAUUGUUCAAAUGAUUCACCUGAGAAAAGGAUCAACAUGAAUGAUGCCUUGAUUGUACUUAAGAAAAUUAAAACCACAUUUGUAGCAAACAGUGGAUACGCUUGA